CCUGGCUGCUGCCUGUCACAGGGAAGGGAGGACAAUAUUUAACAACAUGGAUGAUUAAAAAUAACUGAGAAUUCAACACAGUCUUGGACAACAGCAAACAUGACAAAUGUGUACUCGUUCGAUGGGAUUGUGGUGCUUGGGCUUCUGUUCGUCUGUACGUGUGCGUACCUCAAGAAGGUGCCUCGCCUAAACAGUUGGCUACUCUCUGAGAAGAAGGGAGUGUGGGGGGUGUUCUAUAAAGCUGCAGUGAUUGGGACCAGACUCCACCAUGCUGUGGCUAUAACCUGUAUGUCGAUGGCAUUGUACCUGGUCUUUUUAAAGUGACAGCGUCAGGCUGGGAUGGACUGGACUGAGAUAGAGUGGACCGGACCAGGCCAGGCUUGGCUGUGCUUUGCAGAGCUGGAUUGGGCUGCACUGGGUUGCCACCCAUGGACGCUGUUUGGACAAUGUGCCCCCAGAACGCCCAUUCAUUCACCCAGUAACCCCAAAGGACCUGUAUAAAGGACAAGCUAAUACUGCCCCCAGGUGGUGUAUAAGAUCCCUGUCACUCACUGCACUCUUCAACACCUGGGUGCUUCCCAAUAACAUCUCCUUUCUCCUGGAGUGUGUACUCGUUCACUACUCCCCACAAAUGUAAAAGCAUUGGAUUGGUGUAGGCGUGGACUAGGGAGUUUCCAUAUACCAGUCAUUUCUGUUCAGAGAUCUAUGAAGGGAAGUGCACAAGUGCACACUUCGGGAGAAAGGAGAGACUACCGGGACGCAUCCCUGAACGACACCACCGUCAUCCAGUUUACCCUGAGUUUACUGUACAGAUCUUAUUAGAACAGUGUUACUCAAUCUAUUCUCGAGGUGCACAUUUUUGUCCUAGCCCACCACUAACACAUAAUUUCCCCCCAUUUCUUUCCACACCAAAUACAAACACACACACAACCAUUUAUAGACACACACAAACAAUGACUACAUCUUCUCUGUCCAGACCCGCAUGCUCACACCCCCAUCCAUAGUACCUGCAUUAUUGUUUGCCACAUGGCCUGAAACUGCACCAUUUCGUUUCUGUCCGUAGGCCACACACUUUCAAUAUUUACAUAAUAAAUCAUAGAUCUUUCCAUUGUGUUAAUGAUGGCAGAUUGAUUGAUUUCCAAGUUUUUAGUAUGUUUUUUUCAAGAUGAGUGAUGAGAA
Messenger RNA from Coregonus clupeaformis (lake whitefish), 1179 nucleotides. RefSeq names its product transmembrane protein 167B (gene tmem167b). The transcript has 3 exons. The record is from RefSeq and is a predicted model, not a curated record. Lineage: Eukaryota; Metazoa; Chordata; Actinopteri; Salmoniformes; Salmonidae. Bases 100 to 324 code for a protein of 74 amino acids.